Aspergillus calidoustus is the source of this 2250-nucleotide messenger RNA. NCBI's taxonomy places the organism in Eukaryota, Fungi, Ascomycota, Eurotiomycetes, Eurotiales, Aspergillaceae. The record is from the annotation of a GenBank genome assembly.
AUGGUCCGGAUCAAGUUUACUGGGCCGCCGCCAGCGACGGCUCAUUCACAACAAUCGCGUGCGCGUAGCGACCUGCCAACAGAAGUUACAACUCCUGCGACAGCCGGAACACAAAAUACUCUUAAUGGCGACUUGGUUUCGAGCGCGGAUCACAGCCGUCGGGAGAAGCAGCAGAGUCUGGAGAUGGUGAAGAUUAUGCUACAUGUGACUUUCGGAACUUUAUUCUAUCUUCGGGAGUUCUUGCCCCUGCCGUGUUUCGAUGAUCGCGAUCUCAAGGAAGCCCAGAGGCAAAAGAAGUUUUCGUACCGCGAGUUCAUCGACAGCAAUACGAAUCCCAGCUUAUCCAAAGGGAGCCCUAAUGUAGCUUCUGGUCAAGGCAAGAGAGGCCAGCCACUGAAGGUCAUCCUUCGCGGUUCCGACCCGAAGGCGGAUAUGAUUGUCGAUGAAACGGGUAUAUUUGAUGCUCUGAGCAAGAGUGUCUUGGAAGCGAUCCAACUCACUGUUGUUGCCGACAAAGCAGAGCCGGACAACGUCCUCGAAUCAUAUACCUUCACUUUCAAGUACACCGGCGGUGCAGGCCAGCUAAACAGUCGCCUGGAGAGCCUAUCAAUAGAGCCCGUUGGCUAUGUAGCUGAUAUCAAGUCUGCUCAAACAGCACGUAUGGGCCUCGAGAGCAUUGUCAGGCGUUUGAUAACGCUAAGUGCCUUUCUUCCUACUCUUCCAAACAAACGUGCCCUUGGAAUUCAUCUCUUUUACACUGAAGACUGUCCUCCUGAGUAUGAGCCUCCUGGAUUCGCUGGGGCGAGAGAUGGAACCAUCAACUAUCCCUUGACCGAGAACUGGCAGAAGGAAUCGCAAGCCUGUGGAACAAUGGACAGUGGAUGGCAUACUGUCGGACUCAAAGUUACUUCUCUCAAAUGGGUUGGCCCGGAGCCAGAAUCCAUACCGCAGAUACCGGCGCAAAUUGAAUAUAAAGAUACAGUGCCGCGAAUCGCAGAUAUCGGAUUCGAGGAUGAAGGAAGCAAACUGAUCAGCGAACAGCCCCGAGCAGAGAGCCUCCAAAAAGAGACGCAGGAAGCCACGCAAGAUGCUAUUGAACGAGAAAGAUUGAAGCAGAUGAUGCCAUCUCAAGAACUGCCUCUCUCGGAACCUGACAAUGACGUGGUUGCCACACAACCAGCCAAGUCGAUACAGCCGUCAGAACCUGAGAAGACAGAAACCCCAGCCGUAAAAGAGAAGCCCCGUCUAUCUGAAGCAAAGAUAGCAGAAAUCAGGAGACGUCUGGCUUCACAGAGCGCUGAGGAUGUGCAGAUCCCGGGGACUGUCCAAUGCGAGUGCGACUGGGACGAAGAAGAGAAACCGAUGCUCGAAUGCAAUUUCUGUCGUACGCGACAGCACCCUCUCUGCUAUGGCUACGACGACGCCGCUGGCUUUAGUGUUCCCGACAUCCACGCUUGCUAUAAAUGCCUUCUUGGACCUGACGAGGCGCGUAUCUUUGACCAGGUGAAGGAGAUAAUGGUUGCUCGACGCGCACUACGAAUCAUCUUGGACGAUGGAUACCCAGUCAAGACUUCGACACUGACUGAAAAAUUGCACUCAAGCGGCGACCGGAUAACAAGCAUUCUAGCAAAGGAGGGAUUCUUAGAAUCCACCCCUGGCAGCAAAGUUAAGGGCUUCGGGAAUUCAGGCCUGCCGAGAUUUAGGAUUCCCCUAUCAGAAAACAUUCACGAGAGAAUCCGAACGGAAAUCAUGGACCCGAGGGUGAAAAUCCGUCAUCAUUUCGCAGGCCAAAACGCCGAUAAUGCUCUCGUAAUCCGCAGCCCACCAGCGAGCAGCGAAGCCGACGGCGCGAGCAAACUGGCUUCCCAAUCUCAAUCUCAGGCCAAAGCCACACCGGGAAGCGCCAAGGCAGAGACGCCUGCAGAGACACCACAGCAGCACCCGCACAAUCUAAGGCGCAAGUCUAUGCGAUCGAACCCACUGAGCGUCACUGAUAGUGAGAUUGCCGACCGACGCGACGUCGUCCCAGCAACACCCCAGUCUUCUCAACUGGACACGCCAAGAUCAACCCGCAAGCGAACUAGAUCUUCACAGCUUGGCCCGGAGCCUGUUUCCGUGACCCCGUCUCAGUCAACGCCCGGCCAGGACGAAGAAGGGCUUCGACGCAGCGGGAGAAAACGACGCAAGAUCAGUAACUAUAACAAGCUUAUCGAUGUCGGGGCGCUAUCGAGUGGCGACGAGAAGGCCUAA